This is a messenger RNA of Dicentrarchus labrax (European seabass), 3818 nucleotides long. It is a transcript of the gene ids, whose product is annotated as iduronate 2-sulfatase. Gene Ontology annotation, molecular function: iduronate-2-sulfatase activity. The transcript has 13 exons. The record is from RefSeq and is a predicted model, not a curated record. The coding region runs from base 130 to 1821 and encodes 563 amino acids. NCBI's taxonomy places the organism in Eukaryota, Metazoa, Chordata, Actinopteri, Moronidae.
UUUAAAAGACGACGCCGACACGCUCGUUUGUUGUGACGGCUGGGAGGGAAGAGAAGAUGCGAUAUUAAGUGUUUAACUCGACUUAAACUGAAGGAUACAUUGUCGUUAAUCAUCUCGGAGAAAGACACAAUGUACAUGUUUGUCCGGAUAUGGCUUCUCCUCCUGGUUCUCCACUCUCUGGUAGUCGCUGUUGGGGCAAGAACAGAGAGGAGAAAUGUCCUUUUCAUCAUGGCAGAUGAUUUGCGGACAUCACUGGGCUGCUACGGGGACCCUGUGGUCAAAUCCCCAAACAUUGACCAGCUGGCAUCCAAAAGCCAAGUUUUUCUCAAUGCGUAUGCACAGCAAGCUGUGUGUGCUCCCAGUCGCACGUCCAUGUUGACGAGUCGCAGACCAGACACCACCAGGCUCUACGACUUCAAUUCCUACUGGAGAGUCCAUUCUGGGAACUACACGACCAUGCCACAGUACUUUAAGUCCAGAGGGUACUACACCAUGUCUGUGGGCAAAGUGUUUCAUCCAGGUAUUGCCUCUAACCACACUGAUGACUACCCCUACAGCUGGUCCAUCCCCGCCUACCACCCAGCUUCAUUUAGAUUUGAGAAAGAAAAGAUGUGUAAAGGAGAGGAUGGUAAACUUCAUGCCAACUUACUGUGUGCAGUGAACGUGACCGAACAGCCCGGGGGAACCCUCCCCGACAUGGAGAGCACAGACGAGGCCGUGAGGUUACUGAAGAGUCGAGCCAACGACGACGUCCCUUUCUUCUUGGCUGUGGGCUUUCACAAACCACACAUACCCUUCAGGAUACCACAGGAGUACCUGAGCCUGUAUCCCAUAGACCAAAUGACUCUGGCUCCUGACCCCAAUGUCCCUAAACUUCUUCCACCUGUGGCCUACAACCCCUGGAUGGACGUGAGGAAGAGAGACGACGUCCAAAAACUCAACGUCAGCUUCCCAUAUGGACCAAUUCCUAAAGACUUCCAGCUGCGUGUCCGUCAGCACUACUACGCUGCCGUCUCUUAUAUGGACGCUCAAGUUGGUCGCUUGCUCAGUGCUCUGGGUGAGCUGGGGCUGGCUGACAGCACUAUGGUGGUGUUCACCUCAGAUCAUGGUUGGUCGUUAGGAGAACACGGCGAAUGGGCUAAAUACUCUAAUUUUGAUGUGACAACACGCGUCCCUCUAAUCUUCUACGUUCCUGGCGUCACCACAAUCGACGACUGGCUGGGAGAGUCUACCUUUCCCUUUGUUGAUGUCCUCACACAAUCAGAGCUCAGCUUUAAGAAUGACAAAGUAAGAAGAAAUGUGGUGGAGCUGGUGGAUGUUUUUCCUACCGUCUCGUACAUGGCUGGCCUCAGAGCACCUGAACCCUGUCCUGAUAUUUCUUUCCAGGAGAAGUUGUGUACAGAAGGAGACAACUUGGCCCACACCUUCCGACACAGAGAACGAGGAAAGGACGCGGAAGCCAUAUCUUUCAGCCAGUACCCUCGACCUGCGGAUACGCCACAGGUGAACUCUGACCUCCCUGACCUUAAAGAUAUAAAGGUCAUGGGCUACUCUCUGCGCUCCUGGGACUAUAGAUACACUCUCUGGCUGGGAUUCAACCCUCAAACAUUUCAGGUGAAUGUGUCCGAUGUCCACGCUGGAGAGUUGUACAUGUUAGCAGGCGACCCUGGGCAGGAUGAGAACGUCUAUAGUGACUCUGACCACAGUGUGAUGAUGACAAAAAUGGCCAGUCUGCCUCAUACUGUGAGUCUGCAGAUGAGAAUGAGGCUGCAGCUCCUCUACCUCACAGCGGGGAUGAAAACGAGGAGAACAAAGGCGUGAUGAUGAAAAUAAAACACAACAGAUGGACGGACAGAGACGAGUACAAAGGGAAGAUGGAUGGAUGAGAAACUUCAUCAAGAAAGGGAGAAUGCCUCGAAUAUUUCUUUUCAUAUAAUGCACAGUUGAUUCAGUAUUAGGCGAUAUCAAUAUUAAUCUUUCAGGCUCAGUUCUUCAGGCUAAUGUUCCUCGUUAAGAGCUCAUUGGCAGGCAGCUCUGGUUUCAACUCAUAAGAAAAGUGAAUAAGAAAGCACUUGCGCUGUUUCUUUUAAGAUAGUUCACCCUUUAAAGGACUUUCUGGUCAGUUUUAGUUGGUUUUUGACAAAAAGAAACAUCCAAAUGUGCACAGAAACUUGUAAUUGGCUCAUCUUCCUGCUGCUUAACACAUCUUUCCAGUGUUUUUCACAGUUUGGCCUCUUCACACCUGCCAUUGAUUUGUGUCAUUCUAAUUUUACAUCACUCCAGUUUUAGCAGCCAGUCGAUAGGUUUCUGUUUAUCUACAGCACUUCAAAGAGGAGCUCCACAUUCUGGGAAAUAGGCUUAUUCAGUUUCAUUUAGGGGAAUUAGAUGAGAAGAUUAAUACAACUCUCUCUUGUCUGAACAAUAAAUAUAAAGCAAGCCUUGCUAGCUUCCUGUCGGCAAUUACCUUAGCAUAGCAUAAACGACUGAAAGCGGAGGAUCCUAACUCUUUAAAGCUAAUUUAUCAACACAUUAUUAUAUAUUAGUUUUAAUGUGUGCGCUAACAAAUGUGAAAAUGACUUGCUAAGUUUCCAGGAACUCACUGCACCCGGGCAGAAAGUUCCAGCCCUUAACUCUUUUUUUUUUUAUAUCUCUGUUGGUGUUCAAACACUCCAGAUAAAACGUGUUACUUACUAAAGUUAUGGAGUUCUGUUUGGCCUUCAGUUUAAACAUUUAUUUAAGAGCCAGGCUAGCUGUUUCUCCCUGAUUUAAGUCUUUAUGCUAAGCUAAGCUAAUUGACGCUGGCUGAAAAAAAUGAAUAAAUCAAAUGAAAGUAUAUUUCCCAGUAUAGAUUGUAAUGAUGUAACUGAUUGGCUACGACAGCACCACCUCCACCAUGAAAAUGAUUACAUCAUAUUUUUGAGUCUUUUCAUCUGAAGGAAUAUUGAGGGAACCUGAAGAAUUAGCCAUUUUGAUUAAUAGCGCCACCGGCCUCUCUUUCUGAGUGUACUAUUGAUCAUCCAGUCUGCUUCAGGUGGAGUCUCUUCACUUUGAAGUGCAACAGCUAAAAGGGACUUCCACAGUUUUGUACUGUAGUGUUAAACAAUAUGACAUUUCUAUUUGCACUUGAUGUCACUUGCAGCUAUUUGCCUCCCUCCUUGUAAACAGUCAGUUCAGAUCAAUUUGUGGACCCAAAAUGAAGUGAGUAAAAGCCACCCAUAAUAAUUCAAUGCAAAUGAAACUGUGUUGCUACGUUUUACUGCUGUUCCAGUGCAUGAACAUUUUGUGCUGUGGCAAUUUAGAAGAAAGCAAUUACAGCUUGAAUUUCAGGUCCAACAAUGAAUCGAAGCCAGUGUAGCCUACAAUAAAAGUUGACAGACCAAAUCUCCUCAUGUUAAUGGGUUGCAGAUGAAUCAUGUAUUCAGUGUGGUUCCAUCAUAUGUCAGGAUGUUGGCGAAUUCUCAAGAUUGGAGUGAAUUGGCUUGUUUUUUUUCUUAUUCCUUCCCCUGUUGACCUCAUUGGAUUUGUGACUGUUGCUUAGUGUUUUCAGUGUGUCCUAUAAAAUAAUAUGGAAAAAUGGAUAUAACAGCAAUAUAAACUGUCCAUACAGAUGCUGACAAUGGAAAGAUGAGUUUAUCCUUGAGUUCGGUUGCGUCAGAGCAGCCCUCAAAAAGCCUGAGCUCCAGCUUUCUGAAGGGAAAAUAAAAAAUAAAUGCUGCAGAAAUAAUUCACAUCUCAAGCUUGGCAAGGGCACACUGUUAAUAUAUUUAUGUCUGUUUCGAUUGGUGUGUAGAAAAAAAUAAAGUAUUUUUGCAGCAGAA